Messenger RNA from Equus caballus (horse), 4026 nucleotides. RefSeq names its product far upstream element binding protein 3 (gene FUBP3). Lineage: Eukaryota; Metazoa; Chordata; Mammalia; Perissodactyla; Equidae. Gene Ontology annotation, biological process: regulation of gene expression. Gene Ontology annotation, cellular component: cytoplasm; nucleus. Gene Ontology annotation, molecular function: mRNA binding. The record is from RefSeq and is a predicted model, not a curated record.
GGGGAGCCGAGCGGCGGCGGCGGCGGCGGGGGCGGUAAUGGCGGAGCUGGUGCAGGGGCAGAGCGCUCCGGUGGGGAUGAAGGCCGAGGGCUUCGUGGACGCCCUGCACCGGGUCCGGCAGAAAGCCACAGGACUCAUUGUGUUAGAAGAAGGUCUCCACUCGGUCGCUUGAAGAUACGGUCUUUACAUCUCUUUCCAGUAUUCCAGGGGAGGGAACCCUACCUGUUUCCCAGUUACUGGCUUUUCAUUUUAAUACUGACGCUCCUGUAGACAUUAUGUUGGAUCCCAGAACUUUCCAAACCUAUGGUUCCACCUAAAAUUUUGUCUGAUGACUUGUUACUUACUGCCUAGGCGCCAACCAAUACAGUAGUGAGUAUCCACCUUUACUUAGACUUCAGAGCCAACCAGUGGCUGUAAUGGAUGAACACGCCGUCCAGCUCCCCUUCCAUCACUCUGCCUGCCGGCGUGUUACACUGCUCUCCUCUACAGCACAGGGUCCUGAACCGUGUUUCUCACUGGCUACUAAUAUGUAAUGGCUUUCGCCCUGUGCUGAUGUGUGACAGUCACCUUGUUGGCCUUCUGUGUCCAGGAAGAAUUAGAGUCACUACCCUAAAGAGCUCAGAUCCUCAGUUUGCAGAAGGCCUGUAGUUGAACAUAACAUGAAUUUUGAACCGUUGAAAAGACUUUCUGCUUCUCUUGAGCCAGUGGUUGAACUGGUAUUCUUGGACAACCUGCUCAAGAGGGAGGGAGACCCUCUGUUAAAUGCUGACCUAAUGUGGAUUGUUGAAGCAGUGAUGUUUACUACUAGCAGAGAGAACUUCACUGGAAGUGUUCCCAGCUCUGAAAUGCACCAUUGACUGGAGCAGUAAUAAGCCCAAUGGAGACAGUGCUCUUUCUCAAACACCUGAACACCAGUGUCUGCAGGAACCCAUGGGCUGCUCCUGUGUCUUGAUGGGACCUAGUAGAGGACCCUGCAAAGAGCGAGUCCUCGUUAAAGGGUUUUGGUGAUGUGACAGCCCAUUGGAGCCGCACGUUGAUGGAAACACUGACCUUCGUGUUUGAUUGCUGCUAAAAUUGACUCAAUUCCUCACUUGAAUAAUUCCACACCUCUAGUGGACCCCUCAGUGUAUGGAUAUGGAGUACAAAAACGGCCUUUGGAUGAUGGAGUAGGUAACCAGUUAGGGGCCCUGGUACAUCAAAGGGCAGUAAUAACAGAAGAAUUCAAAGUGCCUGAUAAAAUGGUUGGAUUUAUCAUCGGCAGGGGAGGGGAGCAGAUCUCACGGAUUCAAGCAGAGUCGGGUUGCAAAAUUCAGAUUGCUUCAGAGAGUUCUGGGAUUCCAGAGAGGCCCUGUGUACUUACCGGAACCCCAGAAAGUAUUGAACAAGCCAAACGGCUCCUGGGCCAGAUUGUAGACCGCUGUCGGAAUGGCCCUGGCUUUCAUAACGACGUGGACGGCAGCAGCACCAUCCAGGAGCUUCUCAUCCCCGCGUCGAAAGUGGGCCUGGUCAUCGGCAAAGGCGGGGAGACAAUAAAGCAGUUGCAGGAGCGGACAGGUGUGAAAAUGGUCAUGAUCCAGGAUGGCCCAUUGCCUACGGGAGCAGAUAAGCCUCUUCGCAUCACUGGAGACCCGUUUAAAGUACAGCAAGCAAGAGAAAUGGUAUUAGAGAUCAUCCGAGAAAAAGACCAAGCUGACUUUCGAGGUGUGCGCGGUGACUUCAGCUCCCGAAUGGGAGGAGGCAGUCUGGAGGUGUCUGUGCCUAGGUUUGCUGUUGGGAUUGUAAUUGGAAGAAAUGGGGAAAUGAUCAAAAAGAUCCAGAAUGAUGCCGGUGUGAGGAUUCAGUUCAAACCAGAUGAUGGUAUUAGUCCAGAGAGAGCUGCCCAGGUCAUGGGACCCCCAGAUCGGUGUCAGCACGCAGCACAUGUCAUCAACGAGCUUAUUCUUACAGCCCAGGAAAGAGACGGCUUCGGAGGCCUUGCAGUAGCCAGAGGAAGAGGCCGUGGCCGUGGCGAUUGGAGUGUGGGAACUCCUGGUGGCGUCCAGGAGAUAACGUACACAGUGCCGGCCGAUAAGUGUGGCCUCGUCAUAGGCAAAGGGGGCGAGAACAUCAAAAGCAUCAACCAGCAGUCGGGAGCCCACGUGGAGCUUCAGCGGAACCCGCCUCCCAACACCGACCCCAACCUUCGCAUAUUCACCAUCAGGGGCAUCCCUCAGCAGAUCGAGGUGGCCAGACAUCUCAUAGAUGAGAAAGUUGGCGGUACCAGUCUCGGAGCACCUGGAGCCUUCGGACAGAGCCCCUUCAGCCAGCCACCUGCUGCACCUCAUCAAAACACCUUCCCUCCCAGGAACUCAGGGUGCUUCCCCAACCUCGCUGCUAAGGUGAACGGGAACCCCCACAGCACCCCUGUGAGCGGGCCUCCGGCCUUUCUGACCCAGGGGUGGGGCAGCACCUACCAGGCGUGGCAGCAGCCCACACAGCAGGUGCCAGGCCAGCAGAGCCAGCCGCAGAGCAGCCAGCCCGACUACAGCAAGGCCUGGGAAGACUAUUACAAAAAGCAGAGUCACGCCGCCAGUGCUGCUCCUCAGGCCAGCUCUCCACCGGACUACACGAUGGCCUGGGCGGAAUAUUACAGACAGCAGGUCGCUUUCUACGGGCAGACGUUAGGGCAAGCUCAGGCCCACAGCCAGGAGCAGUAGGACGCUGGCCUGCGCUCUCCCUGAGAUCAUCGUGAGCAAACCUAUUGUAACAGAGGUUUUUAGAUGUGCAAACCUUUUCAUGAAGAACCUUUGUUUUCUGUGAAACACUAUAUUUAGAUUAACAGAAUUUUUCUAAAAAUCGGGAAAAUUAGUUACUAAAACUUUCUGAUAAUUUUUUGUUUCAUUAUUUUUGUUUGUUAUUUCAAAUGUGUGAGCUCUGGGAUUCUUUUUGGAGCAAUACCUGCAAAUUCAGGCACCAGAAUGUGCCUCAGAGCAGUGACAUUUCAACACGGUGUGUUUCUGUUGUGUUGUGUUUUGUUUUGUUGCGUGUCUUUUUAUUUACAGUUUUUUCUGUUGCAACGGAAAGUGGCUUGGAAGUCUUAGGUGGUAUGUAACAAAUUCUUUUAAAAAAUUUUUAAACAGUAUUUAAAUAUUCUUAAAUGUGUAAAUUCGUUAAAUGUUUUACUUCUAAUUUCUUGUAUCUUGGCUGUCUGGUUUUAUUGCAUUUUUUAAAAACUGAACUAUUAUGUAUUGUAAUUAAUUAUGUGAAUUCUGAAUUGAGACAGAUAAUUGUAUUGCUGUCCACCAGGGGUCGGGAGGGGGCGUUUUGUAGGGUUUGUAUAAUUUCUAGAGUUCUAAAGGUAAUAUAAAGAUGUGUCUGUGCGUUUAGCAUCCGUCUCCUCGUGUCUCCGUUACCACUUCCGAGCGUGUGUCUAAGACCUCCAAGCUUGUUUUAAAAACAAAACAAAAAACUUUGCUCUCUUCUCUCAGAAAUAUAAAUACUGUUAUUUUUAAUAUUAAAAAGAAAUUCGAUAUAACUUUUAACAAACACUGUGGAACAUUAAGCCGCAUAAAAAUGUAACUAUUUUUUAAUUCCAAGGUGUUUUUUGCUUUUUUCUUUUAAAUAUUUUCUUAAUAUUUGUCAAAUUAACUAGAUGAAUAAAUAAAUCUAGUAUUAACCACAAUAUGAAUUAAAUAAUUUUGAUUUAAUAAAAGGGAUAAUAUGAUUUCCAAUGUUUACUGUAGUGUAUCUUGUACAGAUAACAUGUAUUUUUAAAGGAAAGAAAAACGGAAUUGAAGCUAUUUUUUCUUGCAUUUUUAAUUGACCUGAGGGACAUUCCGUUUGAAAUGUACUGAAGUUACAGUUUCUGGUUUUUUCUUCGUAUUUUCCUUAUAAUGCUUGAAAUGUCUAACUAUUAAAAAAGGCAAUUGGAAAAUGUUAUGCAUGUUGUUUUAAAAGAAAAAGUGUUCUUUUUAUUUGACUGACAAUUCCUUUUACACUCUAUAUAAUAAAAUUCCCACAAGAUGCCUUGUGGGCGCAGUCCUUUUA